AUGGCUUCAUCAUCUCCAUCAUUAUGUCAACAUUCACAAUGUGAUGCAUUUCAAUUUACAAUCUGUCGUCAUUGUCAAUUAUUUCUUUGUAUAAAACAUUUAGCUGAACAUCAACAACAAUUUCCAAGUGAUUUUCAACGUUUAUUAGAUGAUGCAAGAAGACAACAAGCACAAUUAUCAACAUAUGAUACAAGAAUAUCUGAACAACAACAUCCAAAAUUAAAUCAAAUGUAUGAUAAUGAUAUAAUACAAUAUAGACAAUUAAAUCCAUAUAUACAAUCGAAAAUCUCACAUGAUGACAUGCGUUCAUGUCUUAAUCGAUCAAAUGCAUUUAUGCCUGUUAUGAAUAAAAUCGGACAAUUUACUAAUGAACAUGAUUCAACAAUACAAAUGAAUAAUACACAAUUUGAUGAAGAAAGUUUAUUUGCUUCAUUUGGAGAUCAAACAUCAAUUUUAUUAUCAACAGCUGAUUAUGAUUUAACAGAUAUGAAUAAUAAGCUACCUCGAUAUGCAAUAACGAAUACUAAACAAGAUCAAACGAUAAAAGAAAUUGAAGAUGAAAAUGGACUUCCAGAAACUGAUGUUAAUCAAAUUCACAAUUCUUUAACAGUUCGAGAAUUAAAAACAUAUAAAUGUGACUAUUGUCCAUUAUCAACAAAUAUGUAUGGUAUUGAAUCCCAUCAUCAAGUACGUCAUAUUCCCUGUAUACGUCGUUCAACAUCUCAAAUAUCUCUAUUUGAACAUCUUAAACAAUAUCAUUACUUAAAUUAUGCAGCUUCAAUGCAAAUUGUUCGCUUAGUAUCUUCCGGUGAUCUUGAAGAUCAUCCAAAAUUAUUUUCUCAAGCAAGUCAAUCAUCAAUUGUUUCAAUUCUUCCAUCAUUCUUUCGUGCACCUUGUCCAUUAACUCAACAUAAUGUUUUUGGUCUUGGACCAAUGCAUGGUAUACGUUUAUGUUCACCAUCAACUGAACAACAAGAUUUUGCUUUAUAUGAUCAUUUUCUUGCAUUUCAUCAAUUGAAUCGUGCGAGUGCAAUGAAAUUAGUUAAAGCUAUGAUGAAAAAUGAAAAUAGUAGUCAACGAAUAUUAUUUCGACCAGAUGAACAAGUUUUAAAUGAGACAGCAUAUGUUUCAUGUCCAUUAAGUAAUUAUGAUGUUAUUUUACCACAUCAAGAACGUAUACCACAUACACCAUGUCAAUCAACAGUUAAAUUGCGGUAUUUAACUGGACACUUAAGAGAUGUACAUCAUUUAAAUAAAAUUGCUGCCAAACGUAUUGCAUCUGCACUACGUCAUGAACAAGCGAAUACAAAUGGAAGAUCGAUUGGAUUAUUUGAAAGAGACGAAAACAUUCUCAAAGCAAAAAAGAAAAAGAAUGCUAAUCGCUUUCGGCCACCAACACAAUUAGCAAAAUCGAUUCCACAAAAUAAUAAUCAUCAUCAUCAUCAACAACCUCCUCCUCCUUCAUCAAUCUGGUGA
Messenger RNA from Adineta steineri, 1476 nucleotides. The record is from the annotation of a GenBank genome assembly. NCBI's taxonomy places the organism in Eukaryota, Metazoa, Rotifera, Eurotatoria, Adinetida, Adinetidae.